AUGCCUGACGGUGGAUUCGCAGAUACUUACAGCCCACGCAAGGUCCUUGAUGACCCUUCCUUCCGCGUCCUCUCAUCUGGAGAGGCGCCUGCCCCUGAUGCAAACAUCGCGGCGUUCUAUAACCCCAACCAUGAAAUUCACCUCGUGGAAAAGCCGCGCCCGACGCCAGGGCCUGGACAAGUGCUUGUGCAUGUCCGUGCGACUGGGAUCUGCGGGAGUGACGUUCAUUUCUGGAAGCAUGGACGAGUCGGUGAUUCCAUGGUCGUGACAGAUGAGUGUGGUUCCGGGCACGAGUCUGCAGGAGAGGUCGUCGAAGUAGGUGAGGGUGUGACUCGGUGGAAAGUCGGGGACCGCGUCGCGAUCGAGGCCGGUGUGCCCUGCUCGAAACCUUCUUGUGACUAUUGCAGAGUUGGUAGAUAUAACGCUUGUCCUGAUGUUGUCUUCUUCUCCACUCCUCCAUUCCAUGGAACCCUGACUCGCUGGCACCUGCACCCUGCCGAAUGGCUGCACCGCUUGCCUGAUUCCCUUUCCUUUGAAGAAGGUUCUCUUUGCGAGCCCCUGGCUGUCGCUCUUGCAGGCAUUGAACGUGCUGGCCUCCGCCUCGGUGACCCAACUUUGAUCUGUGGCGCUGGACCAAUUGGUCUUGUUUCUCUCCUUUCUGCACGUGCUGCAGGCGCCGAGCCCAUUGUCAUUACGGAUCUUUUCCAGAGCCGCCUUGAUUUCGCAAAGAAACUCGUGCCUGGUGUACGUACGGUACUAAUCGAGCGCGGCUCGACGCCGACGGAUGCCGCUCAAAAGAUCAAAGCCGCUGCUGAUGGCACUGUGAAGCUUGCGAUCGAGUGCAGUGGUGUGGAGAGCAGUGUGCACACUGCUAUUUACUCAACGCAAUUUGGUGGAAAGGUGUUCAUCAUUGGUGUCGGCAAGAACGAACAAGUGUUCCCGUUCAUGCACCUGAGCGCCAAUGAGAUAGAUGUUAGUUUCCAAUACAGAUAUGCUAACCAGUACCCUAAAGCCAUACGCCUUGUUGCCGGCGGUCUGAUCAACUUGAAGCCUCUGGUUACGCACCGAUUCAAAUUGGAGGAUGCUGUCUCUGCCUUCCAUGUUGCUGCAGACCCCACCCAAGGCGCGAUCAAGGUGCAAAUUCAAGACUAG
Suillus clintonianus is the source of this 1152-nucleotide messenger RNA. RefSeq names its product chaperonin 10-like protein. The record is from RefSeq and is a predicted model, not a curated record. Gene Ontology annotation, molecular function: L-iditol 2-dehydrogenase (NAD+) activity; zinc ion binding. Bases 1 to 1152 code for a protein of 383 amino acids. Lineage: Eukaryota; Fungi; Basidiomycota; Agaricomycetes; Boletales; Suillaceae. The transcript has 10 exons. Gene Ontology annotation, biological process: D-sorbitol catabolic process.